Messenger RNA from Trachemys scripta elegans, 9548 nucleotides. RefSeq names its product enoyl-CoA hydratase domain containing 3 (gene ECHDC3). NCBI's taxonomy places the organism in Eukaryota, Metazoa, Chordata, Testudines, Emydidae. Gene Ontology annotation, molecular function: hydro-lyase activity. Gene Ontology annotation, cellular component: mitochondrion. The transcript is spliced from 5 exons. The record is from RefSeq and is a predicted model, not a curated record. The coding region runs from base 37 to 942 and encodes 301 amino acids.
CACCGCAACGCCUCCCACUCCUUCCCCAAACGAGCAAUGGCUGCGAGCCUGAGACUCUGGAGGCUGAAGCCCUCCCGGAUCCUCCGCGGCCCCGUUGCCUCUGGGUUCAGCAGCGGCGCCACAGCUGGAUCGGGGCAGCAGCCACAGCUGGAGAAACUCACCUGCGCUCGGCAGCUGGAUGGCAUCAGACACAUUAUCUUGAAUAACCCUAAGAAAAGAAAUGCUCUGUCACUCUCUAUGCUGAAGUGUCUCCGCGAUGAUAUUCUGCAUGAUAGCGAAAGCAAGGCUCUCAGAGUCAUCAUCAUUUCAGCGGAAGGACCUGUAUUUUCCGCUGGCCAUGAUUUAAAGGAAUUGUCUAGUGAACAGGACACGAAGCACCAUAUUGAAGUAUUUGAGACCUGCGCUGAGGUCAUGACUCUGCUCCAAAAACUCCCCGUACCAGUGAUUGCCAAGGUAAAUGGCUUGGCUACGGCAGCAGGCUGCCAGCUGGUGGCGAGCUGUGACAUUGCAGUAGCGAGUGAGAAAUCCAGGUUUGCUACACCCGGAGUCAAGGUCGGGCUGUUCUGCUCCACACCAGCUGUGGCUGUAGGGAGAGCCCUUUCUAGAAAGGUUGCAUUAGAGAUGCUGUUCACAGGAGAGCCUAUUUCUGCCCACGAUGCAUUGCUGCAUGGACUUAUCAGCAGGGUGGUACCAGAAGACAAGCUGGAAGAGGAGACCAUGAAAAUUGCACGCAAGAUAUGUGAAACUAGCUGGUCUGUUGUGGCACUGGGGAAAGCCACCUUUUACAAACAGAUGGCACUGGACCUUGAUGCUGCCUAUAGAAUGACCUCCCAGGUCAUGGUGGACAAUCUGACCCUGAAGGAUGGACAGGAAGGAAUAGAGGCCUUUAUUCAGAAACGCAAGCCUACCUGGUCACAUAGUGUGAACACAGCUUGCAAAUGAGUACGCUCAGGCUUAGCUAACUCACACCAGUGUCUUCUCUGUGAAAGUCCCAGGGACUGUGUUUUUGGUGUUGCUGAAAACUAUAUUUCACUUCUGUAUUGUGUAGCCCUUGUGAGGAUGAUGGCCGCUGGCACUGGUGAUGAGGAAGGUAUGUUCAGUUUGGACUAUGGGCAAGUCCUCAGAUGGUAUAAAUUGGCAUAGCGCUGGUAAAAGUCACUGGAACUAUGUUGGUUUACACCAGCUGAGGAUCUGGUCUUCUGUCAUUAAGAGGCAACAAUAUUGCCCAGCUAUUGGACGGUAUGUCCAUGGUUCAGCAGGGAGAGUGCCUCUAAGCAAAGAUACUUUGUUCCUAACAGUGAAGUUCUAUGCUACUUUGUUUGCUUCCUCGGGUUUUGCAUAGUCAGUUAAUGCAGUUGCUAAAUCUCAUGGAUUUCUUUCUUCCAAAUGUUGGGCUGGAGAAUGCUAUCUCCACUCUUCUUCUUUUUUCCAUCUGUAAAUAUUUGGCAAUGUUUGCCCCAUUUAUCACAUACAUCGAUUUGCUAAAUUUACUAUAUUUAGCUCUCCUAUUCCCCUUAUAGUUCAUUUAUAUCAGGAGCAUGAUUUUCCACUCAUAAUGCAUUUUCCAAUAGCUAUAUGUGGUAAUUUCUUUUAGGUCCUUCUUUUCUCUUCGUUCUUUUGUACUCAGCUCAGUCCUGUUGACAUGAGGCAUUUUUUGGGUUCUCCCUCCCACCCCCAUGUUGUCCACUGAAUUCCCAGCAUUCUGCAUAUAUUUGUUUAGGGUUUUCAUCUUCUCUGUUUCCUAUAACUUUUGCCCAAACGCUUAAGUUCAAUAACUUCAAUCUUAACGCUACAGGCACUUCACCAGCAGCUAACUGCAUUAUACACAGUAGUGUUGUGAUGAAGACACCACAUACAAUGCAUAAUGCAUGCGUUCGGAUUGCGUCUAGCUUCCUUAAGAUUGUUUGCAAUGCUGAAUUAAUGCUUGGCAUUGGUACUUAGUAUUUGGUCUUAUUAAUGCUCUAUAAUGCAUUACCAUUGCUUUCUUUUGUGCUCAUCGGGUGGGUCCAGAAAUACUUUAAAAUAAAUUGAGUUUAUCUUUACAUUUAUCUACACUAUUUUCAAUGUGAUCCUUCCAUGUUAGCUUCCUAUCAAAUGUGACACCCAGGAAUUUAUAGCUUUUAACUAUACCUAUUUGCUGUUCAUACAGAGACAAUUCAUCUUUUUAAUUUUCUUUUUAGUGAAUAUCAUUCCUUUCAUUUUGAGAAUUGAAAAUCCAAAGCCCCACAUUUCCCCAUUCGGUAUUUUUCCUAAGCACUUCAUUAAUUUGUUUCUCACCUAUUUCUUGGUUUCAGUUUUUAGCCCAUACGGCGUGAUCAUCUGAAAACCAGGGUGUGCCUAUUCCUGCACUCAUCCUUUUGGGGAGAUUGUUUAUCAUUACAUUGAGUAAGAUACAGCUGAUAACACUCCCCUGCGGACCGCCAUUUAUGAUUGUGUAUAUAUGCUAAAGUAGGCUUUUCUUACUCUGACCUGCAUAGUUCUUAAGAAAUCCUUUAUCCACCUACAUAUUCUUCCUUUUAUGCUAAUGGAUGAUAUUGUACGCAAUAAGCCCUGUCUCCAUAACAUGUCAUAUGCUUUUUCAAUAUUUAGGAAAGCUACUAUCAUUUACUCUUUUUCUCAGACUUUUUUGUGCCUCCAUCUCUACUCUUAGUAUGUGAUCAACUGUACUCCUUCCCCUCCUGAACCCAGUUUUCGCAUUGUCUAUAAGUCCUUUUUUUUUUCUAGAUAUGUUGUUAAUUGUUCAUUCGUUUUUGCUAUGGCUUUACCCAUACAUGAUGCAAGGGCAAUUGGCCUGUACAUAUCAGGUCUUUUUCACAGCUUUCCUGGUUUCCAUGCUGGGACUGCAACCACAUGUUUCAUCUCUAUUGGUAGCUCACCUGUUCCCCACACACUGUUGUAUAGUUUUAAUGGUAUUUUCAGACUUCCUUCAUCCAGGUGUAUUAGCAUUUCGUUCCAUACACCAUCCAUGCCUGGUGCAGAGGUAGUGCUUUUACCGAUAGCUUUUUGAAGUUCCCUCAUACAGAAGUUUUUGUUUAAUAUUGUAUUCUCAUCUCCCUCCCACCUCUUCCCGUUCUCGUGAUUCUCUUUAAUAAUUUUUCCCGAUCACACGGAUUUCUAUAUCUGAUCUUCAUCAUUACUAACAUUGUGGAAUAUUUCUGCUAGGGCUUCUGCUUUUAUUUCGUUCGAGCUUUUUGUCCCUUGGCCUUCUACAAUGAGGCCUGGUACAGAAUUGUCCUUACUCCAUAUUCUAUUCAUUUUCCGAAUCUGCCUGAUGUUUUAGUAUCUUUAUUUAUUUUCCCAUCGUACUUUCUCCAGCUUUCUUCCCCCGCCCUUCAUAAUUACCUUUCUUUUAUAUUUCAUUAAAUCCUUAGUAUUCAUUGUAUUUUUUGCUUCCUUAUAUGCCUUGUUCCUUUCUUUAAUUGCUUUUUUAUAUUCCUCAUUCCACCAUGGUACAUGGUUUCUACCUUUAAGGUGACUUAAUAUCUUAAGUAUUGCCAACUUCGCUGCCAUUAUAAUUCCCUUAGGUAUAUUGCUACUAAACUCCUCAGUGUUGUAACUUAUACAUUGUUCAUUAAUAUUUUUGUUACAUUUGCUCCCAGUUUGAUUUUUUUCAUAUUCCAAGUAGGGGGUCUUCCUCCAUCCUCAACACUGUCUUUACCUUGAUAAACUAUAAAUACUGAGAAGUGAUCUCUUCCCAUUCCCUCCUCUUUAUCGACUUCCCGGAUGCAUUUGCUCGCUAUAGUAUUUGACACAAUUCCAAGGUCUAGACAGGAUUGAUUUCCAUUGGCUGCAUUAAACCUAGUCGGUGUACCAUCAUUCAGUAUUACUAAAUUAUUUUCCUCAAUGAAUUGAUCUACACAUUUGCCAUUCUUAUAAUUUUUUCCACUUCCCCAUAAUCUGUUAUGGCUGUUUAGGUCUCCACAUAUAAUAUAUGGGCCUGUAGCAUCUUCAACUGUCUGUCAAAUCCUUAAAUCUCCAGUUUUCCACAGGGGUUGUAUACCUAUAUAGUUUCAAAGAUGCAGAUUUAUUCUGCUUUGGAAUCUUGAAAACAUUAUACUCUAUAUUCAAUUUCUUCAACUCAAUUUCACAAUAAUUUAGGUUUUUCUUAGUGAAUGUACAAACACCUCCACCCCUUCCAACUUCUCUUUCUUGCCUAUAGAUGCCAUAUCCUGGUAUUCUAAAAUCUAGUUUUCCCUAUGAACCAUGUUCUUUGUAUUCAAAUGAUAUCAGGUUUAGUAUCUUUACCGAAGAUAUUUUUCUUUAGUUCCUGUCCAUGUGCUAUUAAGUGGUUCUCAACUUAUUAUAUGUUGUGAGUCCAACCCCAGACCCUCAUUGCGUGGGGCCGGCUGGCUGCCCGCCCCAGGCCCCCACUGUACAACAGCCCCGGCCCCUGUGGGACCGGCUGGCUACCCUGUGGGGCCGGUCAGCUGCCCGACCCCCACCGCGCAGCUGCCCCGGCCCCCAGAACUCGUGGGGCCAGCUGGCAGCCCCGGACCCCAUCACACGCAGCGGGCCGGCUGCCCUGGACCUGGACCCUGAAGCUCAUGGGGCUGGGAGCCCUGGGGCUGCGUGGGGCUGGCAGCUGCUCCGAUACCAGACCCCUGUCGCACGACUGCCCCAGACUCUGCAGCUCACGGGGCAGCUCACGGGGCUGGCGGCUUCCCCAGACCCUGGGCCCCCGACCUCACGGGGCCAGCCGGCAGCCCUGACCCUGGAGUCCCACCAAGCAGGGCAGGCCGGCAGCCCUGACCCCGCCCGGCAGCCCAGACCUCUCUGCACCAGGUAGCCAGGAACCUGGCAACCCCGGCACAUUGGCAGCCUUUAGCACACAGCUGAGCUGGGCUGCAGCUGUGUGCUAAUUGGACCGCGGGUUGAGAACCGCUGUAUUAGACAGUAAACAGUAAAUACUUAGUACCAUUCUAUUUACACUUCAGUGUUUCCUUCACUUAAAAAAGCAUGGAGUUGUUCUACUGAUAAGUUGCUAACAUGUAGGUACUUUCCUGCUGCUUUAACCAUAAUUUUCAUUGUCUGUUUUUUAUCCCUGCCUGUGAUGUGCAGUUUAUUGCUUACAUCAUAAAUGGUAUAAAACUCUUUGUCCAUACAUAGUAGGUCUUCUCCUUUUCCCCCUAUAGCACUCAUUAUAUCCUUUGAUUUAUUAUGUUGUGUGCUUAUCUCUUCUUACUGAGUUUCCUUUCCUCUUCCCCUUUUGGUCUUAGAUGCCUCCUAGUAGCUUCUGCAUUGUUUUUGUACCUCUCUUGCUUGGCUGCUGUACACUUUCCAUAGGUUGCACUGUGCUUUCCUCCAUAUUUGCUACACUUGUCGUAUAAAUGCUCCCCUCCACAUUUACUGCAUCUAAAUUUCCCUUCCUGAGGCAACGACUGCCGUGCUCUGUAUUUUGUAUCUUGUUCGUGACUUUGAGUCUCGCACCUUCCCUGUAUUCUUAAAGAAUUGGAGAAGAGCUUUUUUUUGUUGUUUUUAUUUGGGCCCUAUUUUCCUUGUAUUCUUGCUAGAUUUUGCAAGGAAAAUGUUGUUAUUUUAAGGCCUCUGAGUUUUCUAUAUAAACACCUCCUUUCACUGGUGCAGUCUUUGCAAUCCCAAAGGGUAGGAUCUAUCAUUUCCUGCGCCUUCCAUGUUACGCAUAAUCCAUCUUUAUGCAUAUUAAUUAGAAAUAAAUUACUAUUUAAUCUGCAAUGCCCUGUUAGAAUUCUAAAUAGACCCACUUUGCUCUUCCUCUCAGAGCCUUGGAGAAUAUCAACAUUUUCAGCGGUUGGGCAUACUUCUCCAAGUCUUUUCCCCUUUGUUUUGUUCACCCACAGCGCUUGCCAUUCCUUCCUUAUCACAUUUUUAUUUAGGUGUUUAAAUUCCAAUUUGCUUCAGGGGAUUCCCAGGUCAGUGCGUUCAGAAUUAAUUGUACUUUUUGCCUGUUUGUCCGCCUCUUCGUUGCCCGCUGUCCCUACAUGCACCAGGAUCCAUGUGAUUACUAUGGUUACAUCCAGUUGCAUCAGUUUGGUUGUUCCAGUAAUAGUUCAUUAAGAAAAUCAUUUCUGCUGUCAGACUUGCCAAUGUAAAUUGCCCGCAGCUCUCAUAAGGAGUCAGACAGGAUGGCCAUGGAGCUGGCAUCCCCUUCCUGUUCUCGCUGCUCGCUUUAUAGGGCUGGCCCAGCCCUCUCCCAGCUGGGAUUCACUCUGUUAACCCUGACCCUCCUCUCAGGUGAUGCCAGGUGACUAACUGGUCUCAAACCUUCAUUAACCCUAUCAGGGCUGAUGUGGUCUGCACAACCCAUCAUGGUUACAUCAGACUGCUCAGACAGAUAAGGAGAGGGAAAGGGUUAAAUAUGGGGGCAACUAACCUUGACAAUGUCCUUUUCAAUAUAAUAAGAUGCUCUACUUAGUACAUCUUCCUACAUGGCCAGCUGAGAGCACUGAGGAGACAGUAAAUUGUUUUUUAUGUUUAUAUUUAAUGGGGGUUAUUCAGCUACUCAGCAAAUCUCUGUUGGCUCUUCUGUUCCAGGCUUUUAGGAAUAAGUGCAGUAUUGGAUUUUUACAGAAUUCUGCUCUCCCCAACUGGCUGUGGAACUGAAGUGGUUCACCUGGCCCAUCCUAGACCACAAGUGUUGUUUUUUAUGUGUGCGCGCGCUCUUUCAGUAGAUAAUUAUAUUUUUAGAAAUUGUCCUCAUGUAAUUAACUACCAGCUGCAAAGCAACUUUUUUAGAUGGCUCUAUUGACACUGUCUUGAGGGGUUGGUUUGGUUUUUUUAAGAAAGUCUGUUUCUGAUUAAAUAGUUACGAGUCAGAGUUGUUUUACUAAAUAAGGGUCAAACCCUGCUCACCUUUCUCCUGUGAAUAGGUCUACUGCCUUUAAGCGCCGUAUCCUGCCCAUCUUAUUCACAGAAAUAGGCCCAUUAAUGCCCCAGUCUUGCAAAGAUGUAUGGGCGUGCUUAACUUUAUGCGAUCUUAGCAGUGACGCAGUCUCAUUGAAAUCAACGGGACUAUUUGUCAUAUGUAAAGUUAAGCACAUCCAUCCAUACACCUUUGCAAGAUCAAGGCUUAAGCCUUUAAGCGAGGGAGUGUUGGUUACUUAUUAGAUAGACCAAGGGAGUAGGAUGCAGGGCUCCUGAGUUCUCUUGCAAACUCUACCACUCACUUGCUAUUUUGGGGUCCAAACUUCCAAUGUUUUGUCAACAACCUCAGUGGAAGUUGAGGAUACUCAGCACCCUGAAAGAUCAAGAUCAAACCCUUCAUAAAGCUGGCUCUUUACGUUCAGUGUCUCUGUAUCUGCUCAGAAGCCGGUUAUGAGGCAUGACAAAUUCUGUGCUACGUGCUUUGAGAUCUUCAAAUGAAAAGCACUACUGAAGUAUCACAGUCACUUAUUUUUUAAGAUGAAGAUAUUUCUUUGUACUAUUUUUGCUCAAUACAGCAAUUGUGUAAUUAGUAUAGGCCUGGUUUGACUUGGGAAUCCCCACAAUUAGUCAUCCAUCUGUCCCUCUAGUGCUGAAGUCUGUGGAACAGCCUCCCCACGGGGAUUGCUGCAUACCCUAUUGCUGGAAAUGUCUCUCGCUGGAUUGGGCAGAGCUGUGAAAGAACAGAAAAGGGACUGACAAGGUGACCUAAAUUUCCAGCUCUAAUUUCUGCACCAUUUUUUUUUUUUAAUCCACAAAUGCCUUUAUCUAAUUUCAUGAGCACACAGACUAUUACUGUAAAGCAGAAUGGUUGCAAAUGUGUUAAUUAAGUUCUACAGCCCAGGAUCAGCAAACCAGAUGAUAAAUUGAAAGCCCUACUGCUGUGCCGAGCUGCUGCCCAAGGACAGAAUUUGCCCUGAAAUAACUGAGUCUUUCCCUCAUCGCCCCAUUCAUUUCUGUUAAAGAACCUGCUCUGGAGCAGUCAGCCUGCCAGGUAAUUAGCCUAGUUCCCAGUGACCCCAAUCACAAGUGACAUGUCUGUGUGUUGGGCUUCUAGGAAUGCAGCUUAUCAUUACAAGUGGCUCUGAGAGGAAGGGGCAAGAUUUCUGCUAACUGUACAAAGUAUACAGCAGCAGCUGGAGUUGGGUCUGGUAGAGAAAAUGUAACAUACGAAUUGCCAGCCCAGGUCAGCGCACUGAUCCAGCAGGUCAGGCAUCUUGCCUCAUAGAGUGGCUAGGACUAGCUGCCUUAGAGCAGUGGUACCCAAAUUGUGGGGUGUGCCCCCCUAGGAGGGCUCGGAGGAACAUCUGGGGGUGCACAGUGGAGCCUGGGCCAGCCCCCAUGGAGGGGGGUGAGGAGGGAGCAUCACCCAGCCCUACUCUGCCCCCAGCUCCACUCCGGGCCCACCCCUGCUCUUGGCCACCAGCCCCUGGCUGCACGACCCCACUCUCAGGCCCCGGUCCCAGUCCGGUGGGGGGGACAGACACAUUCAAUACUGGUAAGGGGGAAGGGGGACACGAUAGGAAAAGUUUGGGCACCAUUGCCUUAGAGGAAGGUGUGUGAGCCCCAUAAUGGACUGAAGUGUCAAGUAAUAUAAUGCGCACAUAUGAUAUAUAAACAUAUUCCUCUAAUGAAGAAUGUAAGCAAACAAGCUAGGGUGCAAAAAUAGGUCUUAGCUUCAUUGAAACUGUAAUAUACUAAUGACCGCUCUGGCUCAAAGAAGAACAUCCUAUGGGCCAUACCGUAUUAGCUAGGGCAAAUAUGUUGAAGGUGCCCUUAGACAGACACACUCGGGAUACUAGGCACAAGACAUUUGAUGUUAAAUGUGCAAAAGAGUAGGAGAUCAGAAUACAUCCUAAUUUUCCCCAUACUUGGGAUUUUAUCACAAGCAUCACAAUAUUUGGCCUUUUUCUUAAAUCUCUAGCUCCUGGAGUCAGUUGAUUAUAUGAGAGUUUCAGCUUUCAGAGUUUGUUUGUUUGAAAUAAGGUUCUAGCCCUCACGGUUGCAGAGGAAAGCUUGGAGACAUGCAACAUAAUGGUUCAAAACCCAAAAGGCAAAUAAAAAAACCCCAAAAUUUAGUCAUUUUAAGUAGUGUUAUUUUUAAGCCAGUCUCAUGAUUUUGGGGGCUGACUCUUGAUAUUUGAACAUCUGGGGCUGGCGCUACUGGGAUUGGACUGUACUGGUAGCUAUUAAUUAUUAUUGUCCCCAUUUUACAGGUGGGGAAAAUGAUGCCAAUUGUUUUGCCCAAGUUCACGUGGUCAGUCAGUAGCAAUAUAGCUUUUUCACCAGCAAAGUUUUCAGUGAAAUCAGCAGAAAUGCAGGGCAUACAUACUCUGAAAAGACGCUGAAAAAGCUUUUGGGAAGGAAUUAUAUGAGCUACUGCAUCAAAGGCCCCAUGCUUGACAUUUAUUGGCUUUUUGAUGAAUGUUGGGGUAAUUUUACUGUCAACAAUUCCUCAUUAGGAGCCGAGCAAAGUUCUUUUCUGACCAUUAUCUUGCUCAAUAUCACAUCAUGUUGCCACAAAGAGCAGAGAUUCUAUGUAAAAAAAAAUCUCUCUCUGUAGCUGCGAAAUGGUCCAAUAAUUCUGCGUUUAAAUAAUUCCAUGGAAAUAUGGGCAGCCUGCUCUAAACAAUAAAGAGAAUUCAGACAAA